Messenger RNA from Suricata suricatta (meerkat), 4459 nucleotides. RefSeq names its product misato mitochondrial distribution and morphology regulator 1 (gene MSTO1). The transcript has 13 exons. NCBI's taxonomy places the organism in Eukaryota, Metazoa, Chordata, Mammalia, Carnivora, Herpestidae. Gene Ontology annotation, cellular component: cytoplasm. The record is from RefSeq and is a predicted model, not a curated record. Gene Ontology annotation, biological process: mitochondrion distribution. Bases 226 to 2019 code for a protein of 597 amino acids.
CGGGCUGGGCCCCGCCCCAAACGGGGGUGGGGGCAGCCCCACAGGUCUACCCCGGGUGUGGGCGGAGCCUCCGGAGCCCGACGAAUCGCUCGCCCCGCGGAAGACGAGGAGUGUGUGGACUAGCGCUGCGCGGGGGCGGAGACCCCGCCCCCCAGGCGACGAUCCAAUUGGCCCCGAGCGGCGAGUCGGCCGCCGCGCCUGCGCAGCCCAGCGGAGCCGGGCGGCAUGGCGGGCGGGGGCCGGGAGGUCCUCACGCUGCAGUUGGGUCACUUUGCGGGCUUCGUGGGAGCGCACUGGUGGAACCAGCAGGAUGCUGCGCUGUGCGCCCCGACCGGUGCCAAGGAGCCGCCGGGAGAGCUGUGUCCGGACGUCCUGUACCGGACGGGCCAGACGCCGCACGGCCAGGAGACCUACACGCCCAGACUGAUCCUCAUGGAUCUCAAGGGCAGCCUGAGCUCCCUAAAACAAGAAGGUGGACUCUACGGGGACAGACAGCUGGACGCAGCAAUAGCAUGGCAGGGAAAGCUUACCACACACAGGGAAGAACUCUGUCCCCAAGUCCCUGGCCUCCAGGACGUUCUGAGUGCCGAGGGAGUGCUGAGUAGUGAUGGUAUCUGGAGAGUCAAGUCCGUCCCCAGUGGCCGAGGUGAGACAUCUCUGGGUGCUACCGGGUGGGGAACGGGGCAGAGCAGCAAAGGGAAGAACGUUUCGUUGGACUCCGCUUCAGGCCGCGCUCCGCUCACCACUGCUGCAGCCCCCAGACCACUGGUCCCCACGGAGGGCAGCAUCAGAGUCUGGUCAGACUUCCUCCGGGUCCAUCUGCACCCCCGGAGCAUCUGCAUGAUUCAGAAGUACAACCACGAUGGGGAGGCAGGUCGUCUGGAGGCUUUUGGCCAAGGCGAGAGCAUCCUGAAGGAGCCCCAGUACCUGGAAGACGUGGAGGACAGGCUGCACUUCUACGUGGAGGAGUGUGACUACCUGCAGGGCUUCCAGAUCCUGUGCGACCUGCAUGACGGCUUCUCGGGGCUGGGCGCGAAGGCCGCGGAGCUGCUGCGAGACGAGUACUCGGGCCGGGGCAUAAUGAGCUGGGGCCUGCUCCCUGGGCCCUCCAGCCGCAGGGAGCCCCUGAAAAACAUCUAUCGUGUGUUGAACACAGCGUUGGGCCUGGUGCACAUGUCCGCUCACAGCUCUCUGGUCUGCCCCUUAUCCUUGGGUGGGGGCCUGGGGCUGCGACCAGGGCCACCGGUCACCUUCCCUCACCUGCGCUAUGAUGCCACGCUGCCCUUCCACUGUGGUGCCAUCCUGGCCACAGCCCUGGACACACUCACUGCCCCGUACCGCCUCCGCUCUGCACCGGUGUCCAUGGCCCAGCUGGCGGACACGCUGAACUUCUCUGGGAAGAAGGUGGUGACCACAGCGGCAACCAUCCCCUUCCCCUUGGCCCCCGGCCAGUCCCUUCCUGAUGCCCUGGUGCAGCUGGGAGGGGCCGCCGUGUGGACCCCGCUGUCUGCAUGCGGAAGUCCUUCUGGGGCACACUGCUUUGCCCAGUCCGUGGUGCUGAGGGGUGUGGACAGAGCGUGCCACACCAGCCAGCUGGCCCCGGGGACCCCUCUGCCAUCGCCGCUGCACACGUGCACCGCCGGGGAAGACGUCUUGGCCCAGUACUUACAGCAGCAGCAGCCGGGAGUCAGGAGCUCCGCCCACCUGCUGCUGGCUCCCUGCACGGUGGCCCCCCCGUACCCCCGGCUCUUCUCCCCACGCCUCAGCCGGCACGGCUUGGUUGCAGACGGCCUCCCAUCCGGGGCAGCCGUGGAGAGCGUCCCAGUGCUCGGGGCCCUCUGCUCCUCUUCGUCCCUGAACCGGACCCUGGGAGACUUGGCCACAGAGCUCAGCAAGCUGGACGUGCGUCGCUGGGCCAGCUUCCUGGACGCGGGGGUGGAGCAGGCGGACCUGGACGAGGCGCUGCAGGAGCUGCGCAGCCUAGCCCAGUGUUACCAGGAGGGCCGCCUCGGAGGCUAGCGUUCUCCGAGCAGGACAGAGCUGGUGCACAAUAAAACUGCCAGCUGCAGAGCUCAGCAUUCUGGGACUGGCUACACCCAACUCGAGCAUCUAACACACCUAGAACCACUGGGAGGGGGUCACAGGACAAUAAAUACGUGCCGUCAGACCCAGGUGGCGGGGAGAGGGGAGGGCGGAAGCCACGCCCGCUCCCGCGAUGCUGUUCACGAGCACAUUCAGAAAGACCCGGAAUGCGGUGUAAGCUGGCAGAGCCAUCCCUCCCCCAUUGGCCUCUGCCCUCAGCCUCGGCCCCCCGCCUCCGGCCCUGCACCCAGAGCUCCAGGGGGUGCAGCCGAGCACAAGCCCUGCCCAUGGGGCCAGCAGAUGAUGCGCCCAGGCGCCCAGGGUCACGCGUCCAGCUCCUCCUCAGACAGGAGGUCCCCGCGGUCGGACAGCUGGUCUGCGUUGCUGGUGCUGGUCGCAUCCUCGUCCUCCUCGGAGCUGGCCUCGCACGCCGUGUGGAAGAGCCGCAUGAGCUCUCGGAAGCGGUGGGCGACCUGCAGCAGGAAAGGCAGCACGGGCACCGACUGUGGCCGCCGUGUCUGUUCGCCACAGCGAGGCCGGGAGCGCCGCGUGCCCCGCGCACCAGGGCGCUCCGGUCACAGGGCUUGUUAGCGUCUGGCCCCAGAUCGCACGGCUCCUGAACCAGCCUGCAAGAGCGUCCACGGGGCUCCUACUCAACAGCUCGCCGCCCUGACGCAUCAGGCCCCUCCUGGAGACCCACCUGUCCCGUCACACUUGGUGUCUGGUCUCCAGCUUGGCCAGCCCGCCCUCUCCUUGCCAGUCCGUGUGCUUGGACCCCCGGGGCCCAAAGCUCUGGCAGGACCUCCGCCACUCACCUCGGUCGGGGUCUUGUUCCCCAGCUGCUGGGAGAUGAUGCUGAACGUCUGCGGCUGUGCCCCCCGCUCCUGGCACAUGGUGAGAAUCACACGGUCGGCUUCUCUGGAACCCACAUGCCACGAUUAACCGGAUUAGCAAACUGAAUGUGUCCACACAGUUUCCAAACACACAGCGGCAUGCCCCACCCCUACCUACCUUGUCCAUAGCACCACCUUCUCCCCGGUGGAGCUGACCUUGCUGUUGUUGGCACAGACUGUGGCUUCUGUGGUUUUCGGCUGCGGCUCGCCCGCUGGGCCCUUGCCCUGCACCCCACGGUCCUUAGGCAAACCUCCCCUAAGGGCUUUGGAGGAAGGCUCUGAGGUGUCCCUUCCUGACGGAGACUCGUGGACGGGGGACAACCUGUGUGCAGUCUUCACCCCAGCUCUGCCCGACAGCAAACAGCUGCCUGGGCCGUCCGAAGCCUCAGACAGGCGCCUCCUUGCCACGUCUCUGGUCCUGGAGGAAACGGGACUCGGGGAGGAAGCCGCGCUCUCCUCGGUUCUGGGCCACUUCUCAGCUGCCGGGGCGUCCCAGACCAGCACGCAAGGCUGUGGCUCAUCCACCGCCUCCUGGUCCUCGGCCUCAUCCUGAAGUCCGGGGGCUGCCUCAGCCUGGUUUCUCCUAACCACACAGAGCAGGGCUCCAGGACUGGAGGGGAGCUGGGCAGUCUCAGGCGAGCUGGGCCGGGGGUCCUCCAGGGUGGGCCGCUCUGUAAGGAUCACUUCCUGAGUGCUCCCCACUGCCGAUCCUGCUUAGGAGGAAAGUAAGGGGCUGAGAGCAUGCACGGGGUCAGGGCACAGCCUGACCGUGGCCUUCGGGGCACAGCCUGGCGGGGUCCGCAGGGAGGAGUGUGCAGUCUGGGGGCUUCAUGCUCCCCAUCUUCGGGAGGACAGAGACCACAGCACAGCAAGUUGAGGCUGGGCAGGAGGAUCUCCUAUGACUUGUUAGUAAAAGAGGGGGCUAUCCAUCCUGGCUCAGAGCCGCUCUUGCUGGAAGUUUGUAAGAAGAACACAGAAAUGGAGGUGGCAGGGAGGCCAGGCUGGCAGAACCUCACCUGGCCCGGGCACAGCUCCCCUGCCCGGCGGGUCCGGGACAGCCUCCACGCCUUCCCGCUCAUCUGGGGCUUCCUCCCCCAGCAGGCUCUUGCCCGGCCCAGCCUCCUUAACCGAAGGUACAGGGCUGGCCUCCCGCUGGGGGCUGCUGCCCGACUCGUGGGGCUCCUUGCUCUUGUAGGCCCUGCCGUCACAGACCUGCAGAAGAGCCUCCAUGGUCAGGGGUCUCCCCACUGCCGUUAUCUAGGGUGACCGAGGCCCGCACCUGUGCCCGCGAGUCCACCAAGUCCACCUGCUCCACCACCUUCCAACAGCUCAGAGGGUACCUGAUUCUUCCACCCGUUCCCCGAGCCAGCACUGUAUCUUUGCUGUCAACCAACCCCACCCUAGAGACCCAGGUUACUUCGAGGGUCUGUUUUCUUGACAGAAGUGUAUCUCAUCAAAAUAAAGCAAGCAAGCUGAGAAAUAAA